Messenger RNA from Trachymyrmex cornetzi, 3277 nucleotides. Its product is annotated as transcription elongation factor SPT5. Gene Ontology annotation, molecular function: mRNA binding; protein binding. Gene Ontology annotation, cellular component: DSIF complex. The transcript is spliced from 10 exons. Lineage: Eukaryota; Metazoa; Arthropoda; Insecta; Hymenoptera; Formicidae. Gene Ontology annotation, biological process: regulation of DNA-templated transcription elongation; regulation of transcription by RNA polymerase II; transcription elongation-coupled chromatin remodeling. The annotation marks the transcript as partial. The record is from RefSeq and is a predicted model, not a curated record.
AAAAUUAAAUACAAAACAAAAAAGACAGAAAAUAUCAGCUCAGAAGAAGAACAACCACGUUACAUAUCAGAAUUCGUGAAAUCCCUGGAAUCAGAAGAAGAAUCUGAAGGAGAAGACUUAGACAAUAUUAGUGAAAAUGAGGAAGAGCAAGAAGAAGAAGAAGAAGAAGAAGAAGAAGAUAAUGAUGAUGAUGAUGAUGAUGAUGAUGAUGAUGAUGAUGAUGAUGAUGAUGACGAAGAAGAUAAUGAUGACAAGCCGAGAAAGAAAAAGAAAAGUAAAGCUGCUACCUUCAUCAUAGAUGAAGCUGAAGUAGACGAUGAUGUGGAGGAUGACGAUGAAUGGGAGGAAGGUGCGCAUGAAAUUGGUAUCGUGGGAAAUGAAGUGGAUGAAUUAGGACCAACUGCGCGUGAGAUUGAGAGACAACGUCGAGAUACGAAUCUUUGGAAUACACAAGAAGAGGAAAUUGAGGAGUACCUUCGGAAAAGAUAUAGCAACAAAUCGAUAGCCGCUGAUCGUUUUGGCGACGGCGGUGAAGAAAUGAGUGAGGAAAUCAUCCAGAAAACUUUGUUACCAGGCGUGAAAGAUCCAAAUUUGUGGAUGGUAAAAUGUCGAAUAGGAGAAGAAAAAGCCACAGUACUGUUAUUGAUGCGCAAGUUCAUCGCGUACCAGAAUUCAAAUGAACCUCUUCAAAUAAAAUCUGUUGUGGCACCGGAAGGAGUUAAGGGGUAUAUAUACAUAGAGGCUUAUAAGCAGUCGCAUGUAAAAGCUGCUAUUGAAAAUGUUGGAAGUCUCAGAAUGGGUACAUGGAAACAACAAAUGGUACCAAUUAAAGAGACGACAGAAGUGCUGCGAGUAGUUAAAGAACAAACCCAUUUAAAAUCUAAACAAUGGGUCCGUGUAAAACGAGGCAUUUAUAAAGAUGAUUUAGCUCAGAUUGAUUAUAUCGAUUUAGCACAAAAUCAAGUUCACUUGAAAUUGCUUCCGAGAAUCGAUUACUCUAGAUUUCGUGGCGCGUUGAGAACAGUGCAGAACGAAUCCGAUGUAUUGAAACGUAAGAAGAACAGGCAACCAGUAAAACCAUUUAAUCCUGAAGCAGUUCGUGCUAUUGGAGGAGAAGUUACCAAAAACGGAGAUUUCCAUAUUUUUGAAGGAAAUAGAUAUAGUCAUAAAGGGUUUCUUUACAAAAAUUUUUCCAUAAAUAACAUUAUAGCGGAGGGUGUUAAACCUACACUUUCCGAAUUAGAAAAAUUUGAAGAAACGCCGCAAGAUGUUGAAAUAGAUUCCAAUGAUACGUCAGGAUUUGGAAAAAAAAAUCAACUUCAUUCCUUCACUAAUGGAGAUAAUGUAAUAGUAUGCGAGGGUGAACUUAUAAAUCUACAGGGAAAAAUCAUUUCCAUAGAUGGGAACACAAUUAUGGUUAUGCCCAAACAUGAAGAACUUAACGAAGCUUUGGAAUUACAAGCUUCAGAAUUACGAAAAUAUUUUGCACAAGGCGACCACGUGAAGAUUACAGCAGGACGAUAUGAAGGCGACACAGGUUUAAUUGUUAGAGUAGAACAAAACAGAGUAGUUUUAUUCUCCGAUUUGACAAUGCACGAACUCGAGGUUCUACCGAGGAAUCUACAAUUGUGUUCUGACACGGCAACUGGUGUUGACAGCUUAGGUCAAUUCCAAUGGGGUGACUUGGUGCAGCUAGAUGCACAAACAAUUGGUGUUAUCGUUCGAUUGGAACGUGAAAAUUUCCAUGUCUUGUCUAUACAUGGGAAACUAAUCGAAGCAAGACCGCAAGCUCUUACAAAGCGUCGCGAAAGCAGAAAUACAAUGGCAUUGGACUCUCAACAGAACACUAUACAAAAAAAGGAUAUUGUUAAAGUAGUUGACGGACCGCAUGCCGGUCGAGGAGGUGAAAUUAAACACCUUUACAGAAGUUUUGCUUUUUUGCACUCAAGAAUAUUCAUCGACAACGGUGGAAUAUUUGUAUGCAAAACCAGACAUUUACAACUAUCCGGUGGAAAUAAAACAACUCCUAUCUCUAUACCACCAUUGCUAGGAUUUAUGUCACCUAAAAUUACCUCCCCGAUGCAUCCUAGUGGAGGUAGUUUUGGACAAAACAGCGGAGGUGGACGAGGCAAAGAUCGUAGUGGCAUUGAUGGUAUAGGACGAGAUCGAGAAUUAAUAGGAGUCACCGUCAAAAUAACAGGUGGACCUUAUAAAGGAAACGUGGGUAUUGUAAAAGAUGCGACGCAGACAACAGCACGAGUGGAACUACAUUCAACGUGCCACACCAUCUCGGUUGAUCGUUCUCAUAUAGCAACCGUUGGUGUUUCAACAAGAGAUGGUGGCUUCAGCAGCUACAACAGAACUCCGAUUUAUGGACCCGGUGGACAGACGCCGACGUAUUCGAAAGACGCAUCAAAAACACCUACGCAUGGUUUCCAGACGCCUGUAUACGAACAUGGUUCUCGUACUCCACAUUACGCCGGUUCGAUGACACCAUCUCACGAUGGCUCACGAACACCAGGUCAGUCUGGAGCUUGGGAUCCAACGGUUACUAAUACACCUGCUAGAACGAAUGAUUUUGAUGAAUAUAACAUGGAGGAGGGUAGCUCACCUGGUUAUCCUCCCGAAUAUGCUCCUGAAAGGCCAUUUAUUUCACAGACUCCGGGCACUAUGUACGGCUCGGAACAAAUCUACGGUUCGUGUCAUUCGAGUCCUAUAGAAAGUUCUACUGUGAACUCAAAUCAUGAGAGCUACUGUGCUACUCCGUCCUCAAUGAGUACUGAAUACGUCAACAGUUCAUAUAAUGCGUUUUCGAUGCCUUCUCCAAAAGAUUACACACCUAAUAGUCCAUAUAAUCCACUAACACCUCAUUUAGGAAUGGAUGCAAAUGACGAUUCAGAUUGGUAUACAACGGAUAUUGAAGUUCGCAUUCGCGAUACCCAUGAUGAUCCUGCCCUCGUUGGACAACAAGGAGUCAUCCGACAUGUUUCAGGUGGUAUAUGCACUGUUUAUCUACCUACGGAAGAUCGAGCAGUGAGCAUAGUGUGUGGACAAUUAGAAUUUGUAGUACCGUCACGUGGCGAUCGAGUUAAAGUGAUUCUUGGUGAAGAAGACCGUGAAGCCGUCGGCACUUUACUUUCGAUCGACAAUCAAGAGGGAGUGGUAAAGCUCACUACGGACGAGAUAAAAUUCUUCCAAUUUCGGUUUUUGGGUAAAAUGGAAGACACAAAAGGAUAGAAUGAUGAGCGAUACCGCUAUUGAUAGCGUUCUCUUUUAA